Molecule: messenger RNA, 3424 nt
Organism: Carlito syrichta (Philippine tarsier)
Lineage: Eukaryota; Metazoa; Chordata; Mammalia; Primates; Tarsiidae
Gene: PDXDC1
Product: pyridoxal dependent decarboxylase domain containing 1
Exons: 23
Coding region: 183-2546 (787 amino acids)
Biological process (GO): carboxylic acid metabolic process
Cellular component (GO): intracellular membrane-bounded organelle
Molecular function (GO): pyridoxal phosphate binding; carbon-carbon lyase activity
Source: RefSeq, a predicted model, not a curated record
CUCGCCUCCCUGCAGCCCUCAGGUUCCCCACCCCGCGGCGCCUCCGGACAGCUCCUCCUCCUUUCCGCCCCGCCAGCCGCGGGCGCGGGGGACGUCAGCGCUGCCAGCGUGGAAAACGCGGCGGGGCGCGGGAGGCGGAAGUAGCGCCUGGGACCGCCGGGCCACCACUGGCCGCCUCAGCCAUGGACGCGUCCCUGGAGAAGAUAGCUGAUCCUACCUUAGCUGAGAUGGGAAAGAAUCUGAAGGAGGCCAUGAAGAUGCUGGAGGACGGUCAGAGAAGAACAGAAGAAGAAAAUGGAAAGAAGCUCGUAUCAGGGGACAUUCCAGGGCCACUCCAGGGCAGUGGACAGGACAUGGUGAGCAUCCUCCAGCUGGUGCAGAACCUGAUGCAUGGAGAUGAAGAUGAGGAGUCCCCGAGCACCCGGAUUCAGAAUAUUGGAGAACAAGGUCACAUGGCUUUGUUGGGACAUAGUCUGGGAGCUUAUAUUUCAACUCUGGACAAAGAGAAGCUGAGGAAACUGACAACUAGGAUACUUUCAGACACUACCUUAUGGCUAUGCAGAAUUUUCAGGUAUGAAAAUGGCUGUGCUUAUUUCCACGAAGAGGAAAGAGAAGGACUCACAAAGAUCUGUAGACUUGCCAUUCAUUCUCGAUAUGAAGACUUUGUAGUGGAUGGAUUCAAUGUGUUGUAUAACAAAAAACCUGUUAUAUAUCUUAGUGCUGCUGCUAGACCUGGUUUGGGCCAAUACCUUUGUAAUCAGCUCGGCCUACCCUUCCCCUGCCUGUGCCGUGUGCCCUGUAACACAGUGUUUGGAUCUCAGCAUCAGAUGGAUGUUGCCUUCCUGGAGAAACUGAUUAAAGAUGAUACAGAACGAGGGAAACUGCCCCUGUUGCUUGUUGCAAAUGCUGGAACUUCAGCAGUUGGACACACGGACAAGAUCGGACGCUUGAAAGAGCUCUGUGAGCAGUACGGCAUGUGGCUCCAUGUGGAGGGUGUGAAUCUGGCAACGUUGGCUCUAGGUUAUGUUUCUUCAUCAGUGCUGGCUGCAACCAAAUGUGACAGCAUGACGAUGACUCCUGGCCCGUGGCUGGGUCUGCCAGCUGUUCCUGCAGUGACACUCUAUAAACAUGAUGACCCUGCCUUGACUUUAGUUGCUGGUCUUACAUCAAACAAGCCAGCAGACAAACUCCGUGCCCUACCACUUUGGUUAUCUUUACAAUACUUGGGACUGGAUGGGAUUGUGGAGAGGAUAAAGCAUGCCUGUCAACUGAGUCAGCGGUUGCAGGAAAGUUUGAAGAAAGUGAACCACAUCAAGAUCUUGGUGGAAGAGGAACUGAGUUCUCCUGUGGUGGUGUUUAGGUUUUCCCAGGAGUUGCCAGGCUCAGAUGCGGUGGUUAAAGCUGUCCCAGCAGCCAACAUGGUACCUUCACCGUCGGGCAGGGAGCGACAUGCAUGUGAUGCACUGAACCGCUGGCUGGGAGAACAGUUGAAACAGCUGGUGCCUGCGAGUGGCCUUACUGUCAUGGAUCUAGAGGUCGAGGGCACGUGUGUGCGGUUCAGCCCUUUGAUGACAGCAGCAGCCCUAGGAACACGGGGAGAGGACGUGGAUCAGCUGGUAGCUGGUAUACAAAGCAAACUGCCAGUGCUGAGCUGCACACUCCAGCUGCGAGGAGAGUUCAAGCAGGAAGUAGAAGGAACCGCAGGUCUCUUAUACGUCGAUGACCCCAACUGGCCUGGAAUAGGGGUUGUCAGGUAUGAACAUGCUAAUGAUGAUAAGAGCAGUUUGAAGUCAGAUCCUGAGGGGAAAGAAAUCCAUACUGGACUCCUGAAAAAGUUAAAUGAACUGGAAUCUGACCUUACAUUUAAAAUAGGCCCCGAGUAUAAAAGCAUGAAGAGCUGUCUUUACGUGGGCAUGGCGAGCGACGACAUAGACAUUGCUGAGCUGGUGGAGACCAUUGCAGCCACAGCCCGGGAAAUAGAAGAGAAUUCAAGGCUUCUGGAAAACAUGACGGAAGUGGUUCGGAAAGGAAUUCAGGAAGCUCAGGUUGAGCUGCAGAAGGCAAAUGAGGAGCGACUUCUGGAAGAGGGAGUGUUGCGGCAGAUUCCCGUGGUGGGCUCUGUGCUGAACUGGUUUUCUCCAGUACAAGCUUUGCAGAAGGGAAGAACAUUCAAUUUAACAGCAGGCUCCCUGGAGUCCACGGAACCCAUAUAUGUCUACAAGGCACAGAGUACAGGAGUAACGCCACCCCCGACCCCCUCGGGCACUCGCACCAAACAGAGAUUUACAGGCCAGAAGCCUUUUAAAAGGUCCCUGCGAGGUUCAGAUGCUUUGAGUGAGACCAGCUCAGUCAGUCACAUUGAAGAUUUAGAAAAGGUGGAGCGCCUGUCCAGUGAGCCAGAGCCAAACACUCCAGAGGCCAGCACCCCCAAGGGACACCCAGGGACUCCCAGCCCCCAGAAAGCCAACCAGACUGAGAACCUCCAGAAGGGGGCCCAGUGCCCAGAUGACCAACCGCAGGUAGAAGAACCAGAGAACUUAAGAUAAAAUUCAGUGUCUGGUUUGAGACUGUACUAAAUGUUGUUUCAGGGAAGAUGAAGUUAUAUUGAAAAUGUGAACUGUGCCACAUACUAAUACAAUAUAAAUUACUGUUACUUGUGCUUAACUGGGAUUUCUGCACAAGUAUGUGCCUGAGAGCCAGGUUUUCUAGGAGGACCUAUCUGACUUGAUGUGUAUGUGGAGCAACCAAUAACUCUUGUUUCUGUCCUACCCAACUGUAGGAAUAACCGUUUUUUCUAACUUACUGUAAACACUUUUUAUUCAAAAAAACACUUGAGAAUUUUAAGUGUCUGCCACUUGAAACACCUGCUCUUAUCUUUCAGAACUUAAGUGUGAUAAGUCAUUAGGUUGUACAUAAGAACUUUUUGGGAAAACAGCUUUUGUUAGAACUCUGUGUGUUCUCCGUGGCCCUUCCCCAGAGGCAAGACAGCGUUCCUUGCAUCUGCUAGUUCGUCUUGAACAUGAUCAAGCUGCAGUAUGCAUGGCUUGGCCUGAAGGAGUCCUUGGGCUUGUAAGGAGCAGCGUCAGGAGCCCUCUCCUGCCUUCCCCAGCAGCUGCCCUUCCUGGAGACUUAAGUAAGGACUGUGUCCCCUCAGGCUGUGGCAAGGCUUCUGUCUGGACUGUCCGCUGCCACAAGUCCCUUUCUCCCUUUAUAUACUCUUUAUAAACAGAUUUAAGGACUCAUCUAGUAACUGCAAAGUCUCUUCCUGACCACACAUAUAUUUUUAAAUACUGGUAAAGCUUUUAAAUUGGCACACAAGUACACUCUGCUCACUUCUGCAGUCAAUGCCUCACAGAGCUACCUGUAAGAGCCUCCUGCCAGCAGGCUGUAGAACACUGAGCCUGCACGUCCAGAGCACCUGUCU